CCUGGCAGCUUGCAGCUGGCUACCUGUGCUGCAGCCAUUGCAGAGCUACAGCUAGUCCCAAGAAGCUGCUGCUGUCCUUGCUCACAGAACACAUGCAGGAGGCAGUCCUGUCUGGGCCUCCUUCCACUCUGUACCUGGCGGUCCCAGCCUUCUCUGGAUGGAAGGAGAGACAGGCGAGGUGGGACCUGAGGAAGCAAGGAAGAAGCCACGAUCCGGCUCCUGGGAGUCAGAGCUGGCCUCUGCCACAUUCAGAGCACAGUGCUGAAUGAAUCCAAGAAAUCCCAGCUGUCGGAGUCUCUAAGUUUUUAGAAAGUCACUCUCCUCAACUGUGAGCUCUCCGGCCUUGCCUCCAGGUGUGAUAGUGCCACAUACUGUUUUAAAGCUUAUUUUUAAACUUUCACAAGUAACAGCCUCUGGGAGUGAAUUCUGGAACAAUGUGGACCUUGGCACUGUGGGUGUUCUCUCUACUCUACAAAUUCAGCCUGGCAGUUCUGCCGGCUAAGCCAGAAAACAUCUCCUGCAUCUUAUACUUUAACAAACGCAUGACUUGUACUUGGAGUCCAGAGGAAACCAAUGGCACCAGCUACACUGUGAGGAUGACAUACUCCUUUGGAAAAAGAAAUCACACUAAUUAUACCACGAAGUCUUCAUAUUCUUUCCCCCCCCGGGUAACAUUACCUCCCGAUAACUGCGAUGUUGAAGUGGAAGCUCAAAAUGGAGACGGUAAAGUCAAGUCUGACCUCACACACUGGGAUUUAGACGCCAUAGUGAAAACUGAACCACCUAUAAUUUUAAGUGUGAAUCCAAUUUCCAAUAAAAUGUUCCAGAUACAGUGGAAACCUCAUGAAAACCUUUAUUCGUAUUACCUAAAGUGCAUGAUUCGGUUCAGGACUAUCAACAGUACCCACUGGUCAGGAGUCAACUUCGAGGGUUGUGACCGGGUCUGCAACCUCACAGGGCUUCAGGCUUUCACAGAAUAUGUCAUAGCUCUGCAAUUCAAGACUAAUAAGUCAAGAUACUGGAGCAACUGGAGCAAAGAAGAAACUGCAACGACUAUGGAGGAAGUUCCACAUGUCCUGGAUCUGUGGAGAGUCCUGGGACCAGCAGACAUGAACGGAGUCAGGAAUGUGCUAUUGCUGUGGCAGAAGGCAAGAGGAGCUCCAGUCUUGGAGAGAGCACUUGGCUACAACAUACAGUACUUUCCAGAAAACAGCACUAACCUCACAGAGAUAAACAACAUCACAGGCCAGCAGUACGAACUGCUUCUGAUGGGCCAGACACACUGUGUGUCUGUGACAUCUUUUAAUUCUCUUGGGAAGUCCCAAGAGGCCACGCUGAGGAUCCCAGCUGUCGAUGAGGACACCUUCCAGGGCAUCCGGGCCAUGCAGGCCCACCUUGCUGAGCCGCUGCUGGCGGUCGAGUGGCAGAGCUCCAUUCCCGAGGUGGACACGUGGAUGGUGGAAUGGUUUCCAGAUGAAGCACAGUCAAAGUUCCCCGCUCUCUCCUGGGAAUCUGUGUCUCAGGUCACCAACUGGACCAUCGAGCAAGAUAAAUUGAAACCUUUCGUAUGCUAUAAUAUAUCAGUGUAUCCAGUGUUGGGAAACAAAGUGGGAAAGCCAUAUUCAAUCCAAGCUUAUGUCAAGGAAAAAGCUCCCUCCAAAGGUCCUGAGACCAGGGUGGAGAACAUCGGUCUGAAGACAGCGACAGUCAUAUGGAAAGAGAUUCCCAAGAGUCUUAGAUAUGGAUUUAUCAACAAUUACACGAUAUUUUACCAAGCUGAAGGUGGGAAAGAGUUCUCCAAGACAGUCAACUCCAGUGUCCUGCAGUAUGACCUGGAGUCUCUGACACGAAGAACCUCUUACACUGUUCGGGUCAUGGCCAGCAACAGAGCUGGGGGAACCAAAGGGGCGACAAUAAACUUUAAGACUUCAUCAAUCAGUGUUUUUGAGAUUGUCCUUCUAACAUCUGUAGUCGGAGGAGGCCUGCUUCUACUGAGCAUCAAAAUGGUGACUUUGGGUCUCAAAAAGUCAAAUAGCCGCUUUACUCGUCUGUGUUGUCCUGAAGUUCCCAAUCCUGCGGAAAGUAGUUUAGCCACGUGGCUCAAAGAUGAUUUCAAGGGCAAGUCAAAUCUGAAGGAGUCCAAAACCACUGGGAAUACAGAAGACAGGGCCCUAAAACCGAGUCUGGUGCCCGCCGACCUCAUUGACAAGCUGGUAGUGAGCUUUGAGAAUUUUCUGGAAGUAGUUUCCACAGAGGAAGCUGGAAAGGGUCAGGAGAGCCCUUGGGGAGGAGAGGAGAAUGAGUACGUGGCCUCCCCGUCUAGGCCUGCCAGUCCCCCCGGGAAGAGUUUUCAGGAGCCCUCCCCUUUAACCGAGGCUGUUUCUGGAGACUCCCACCGCCGGCCUCUGGGAACGGUGGAGGAGACAGACUCAGAGUUCAGCAAGCCACUUCCGUCUUCCGGGCAGAGUCCGGGAUGUGAGCCUCCCGGAGAGGAGCAAGCUCUGAAUCCGUACCUGAAAAAUUCAGUGACGACCAGGGAGUUUCUCGUGCAUGAAAAUCUCCCAGAGCACAAAGGAGAGAUCUAAGUGCCCCUGUGGAGCGAGGACCUCGGAGACUGAAUGGGGACACCGAGACUUCCAGAUGCCUCCCUGUCCACCCCCGCCCCCGCCCCCAUUCAUUUUGCUGCCCAGAAUUUAGUGACACAGACGACUUACGCCUGGAAGAACCAAGCGCUUUAGAGGGAAAAGGAAGUCACCGAGGCCUCCUGAACCUGUGGUCUCAAGAGACGGACUCCGCUUCGGAGCCUAGAGGUGGACGUGCCUGAUCUUCUCCCCAGGGGCCAAGCUGUCCUGGCUGUUGCUGAAGCUGCGCUCAGGAUUCCUGGACAGUUGUUCGUUCCCUGAACACCUCCUCCUCCCCGCGCAGAGGCCAGGAAGUGGACGGGUUCUUAAGAGUACACCAGGCUCCCCUGGCCUUAGCACCAUCUCAAGGGUCUUGAGCAGUGCCCUUCCUGGGACUCUUCAUCACCAACUUACUUUAUUAUUUUCUUUUUCUUUUCAGUAUUGGGGGUUGAACUCAGAGACGUGUUUAUGCUAGGCAAGUGCUCCACCCAACCCCUUCACCCCAAGUUUAUCACACAUUGACUGCUGGUAAGUCAAGAAACCUCCGCUACUGGCCUGGCCUGGCCGGUCCGCCUACUCCGUUCGCCGUUUCUCAGCUCUUGCUGCUCGUGUCUUGUGUUGUGCCGGGCAGUAAGAAGACACUGACCCUCACGCUGCCGUGGAGCCCAGGAAUGCUCACUGAGAAGACCCUGAAACGGCUUCUUCCAGCCCCACUGUGCAGGGCCUGGGGACAGGCAGCGCUUACUUAGCAGCCUUACUGCUGCACCAUGAGGGCCUCUGCACCUUUGCUGCAGCCAGGAACAGAGCUUGUGACAAGAAGUGCAGUAAGGGAAUUUAUUUGGCAGAAGUGCCAGUAAGGGAAUUUAUUUGCCUGGCCCUGAGGAACUGUGUGACUGCCUGUGUACAGUGGUCCGGGUCACUUGGGUGGAAGUUUUUGUCGGUGAGUUGGUGUUCCCCUCCCUCCACCAGGAGUCCUGUCUAGUUAGAGGGUGUCAUCUGCAGUCUCCAUGACCCCUGCUGCCAGGAAACUCAGUCACCCCCAUAUCCUCCCAGAAGCCUACUGUCUUAGGUCUCCAGCUUUUCACAGAGAUGCCCCCACCCACGGUUUCUCUUCUCCCUGUAUACCCUUUGUCCUCCCUCCCAUCUCCCCAAGUCUGAUCUGAACCCUCAUUUUUCUCUACACUCCCUCUCCGACCUUGUUCCCUCUCUUCAACCACUGUUGCUGUCUAUUUCCUCUUCUGAGUGAGAUUUAAGCCUCCUUUUUUGGGUCCUUCUUGUUACUUAUCUUCUGUGAAUUGUAUUAUGGUUAUCCUGUACUAUAUAACUAAAAUAUACUUAUAUACAUACCAUGUGUGUCUUCGUGGGUCUGGGUUACCAAACUCAGGAUGAUCUUUUCUAGUUCCAUCCAUUUGCCUGUAAAUUUCAUGAUUUCCUAGAAUUCCAUUAUGUAUCCAUUCUUGGGUUGAGGGACAUUUAGAUUGUUACCAGAUUCUGGCUAUUAUGAAUAAGGCUGCUAUGACUACAGCUGAGCAAGUGUCCUUGUUUUAUGGUGGAGCAUCUUUUGGGUAUAUGCCCAGGAGUGGUAUAGCUGGGUCUUGAGAUAGAUCUAUUCCUGAUUUUCUGAAAAGGUGGCAGAUUGAUUUCUAAAGUGAUUGUGUAAGUUUGCACUCCCACCAGCAAUGGAAGAGUGUUCUCCUUUUUCCACAUCCUCGCCACCAUGUGCUAUCACUGGAGUUUUUGAUCUUAGCCAUUCUGAUGGGUGUAAAAUGGAAUCUCAGAGUCAUUUUGAUUUGCAUUUUCUUGAUGACUAGGGAUGUUAGACAUUUCUUUCAGUGCUUCUCAACCUGAGAUUUCUCUAUCAAGAAUUCUCAAAUCCAUUUUUAACUGGAUUAUUUGGUUUGUUGAUGUUUAAUUUCUUGAGUUCUACUACUAGGGAGCAAUAGUAAUAGAAACUGCAUGGUACUGGCAUAGAAACAACGGUGGAUCAAUGGAACCAAACUGAAGACCCAGAAAUAAACCCACACACCUACAGACACUUAAUUUUUGACAGAGGAGUCAAAACCAUACAAUGGAAAACCCAAAAAAAAAAAAAAAAAAAAAAAAAAAAGACAGCAUCUUCAACAAAUGGUCCUGGUCUAACUGGAUAUCCACAUGUACAACCACGCGAAUAGAUUCAUAUUUAUCAUCCUGCACAAAACUCAACUCCAGGUGGAUCAAAGACAUAGAACUAGAAACACUGAAUCUCUUAGAAGAGAAAGUGGGGAAGAGCCUUGAACUCAUUGGUGCACGAGACAACUUCCUGAGCAGAACACCAACAGCUGAGGCCCUAAGGCCAAAAGUUAAUAAAUGGGACCUCUUGAAACAGAAAAGCUUCUGUAAUGUAAAUGACACCGUCAAGAGAAUGAAAUAGAAGUCUAUAGACUGGCAGUCUACACCCGACAAAAGGCUAAUAUCCAAAAUAUAUGAAGAACUCAGCCACAUUUUUUGGUUGCAAGCUUACUGUGGGCCCAAGAAGGUGUGCAGUUCCCUGAAGCCCCCCUCUCUCCACAGACCAUUUAAAUAGUCCCACUGUGCCUCAGAGGCUUACACCUCCCCCAACCCUGCUCUUUGUCCCUAAUCUAUACAGUGACUGUUCACAGAUCAGGAAACCAAGGAGGGACACGGGGGGGGGGGGGCAGAACUCUCACUCUGGAGAUCACCCUCCUGUCCGUCUGCUCUCAGGCCUUGGAAAUGAGUUAACAAGCUGGCUAUUUGAUCCCAGGGCUGGCCCAAGCUCCUUCCCUUCCCACUGUGUGGCUUUG
Meriones unguiculatus (Mongolian gerbil) is the source of this 5422-nucleotide messenger RNA. RefSeq names its product interleukin 31 receptor A (gene Il31ra). Gene Ontology annotation, molecular function: cytokine receptor activity; cytokine binding. Bases 435 to 2585 code for a protein of 716 amino acids. The record is from RefSeq and is a predicted model, not a curated record. Gene Ontology annotation, cellular component: external side of plasma membrane; signaling receptor complex. NCBI's taxonomy places the organism in Eukaryota, Metazoa, Chordata, Mammalia, Rodentia, Muridae. Gene Ontology annotation, biological process: cytokine-mediated signaling pathway. The transcript is spliced from 16 exons.